Messenger RNA from Diabrotica balteata, 2177 nucleotides. NCBI's taxonomy places the organism in Eukaryota, Metazoa, Arthropoda, Insecta, Coleoptera, Chrysomelidae. The record is from the annotation of a GenBank genome assembly.
AUUUACGUUUAUAAUUCGAAAAAGUUCAUUUUGAAGUAUAAUGGUUCAGUGCAUGUACCUGUAAUACAAAUUACAAUAAUCGCAAUGUUAAACUUUUUGAUGAACUUAUCUUUGUUUGGUGGUGUUAUAUUGAUUUCGCCUUUAGUGAUUUUGACGUUUUUUGUUUUAAAAGUCUAUAAAGCACUAUGGAUGAAUGUGCUUUCCAUGCUGCACCCCGAUGUAGAAUUUAUCAAAUAUGAUACUGUGCGAUCACUGUUAGACACGCACCGGAACCAGGGAAUCGUGUGUGUUCUUUUAAGUGUAAAGGGUCAAGCGCAACCGGAAGCAGUCCGAAGACAUCUACAGGAAGUAGUUCGUCGCAGAGAUAAAACUGGAAAUUUAACAUUUUUAAGACUUCGUCAUUGUUUGGUUACCAAAUGUGGAUCUUAUGCCUGGCAAAACUCGAAGUUCAAUUUGGAUCAGCAUUUAACAGUCGUUCCUUUUACUUACAAAGGAAGAGCUGUGACAGAAUAUAACAUACAAGAUUAUGUGAACGAAAUUGUUUCGAAAUAUCUCCCUGGAAAUAUUCCCCCCUGGCAAAUAACAAUAAUACCUUCUUCAGAAGACCAACAUUAUAUUCUAUUCAGACUUCACCACAUACUCCUUUCUGAAGGCCUAAACAUUGGAGACUUGCUACCUUUAAUACCUCCAACUCGGCCACCAGUUGGGUCAUAUGUAUCGAGAAGCCCUCUAGUGGAAGUUUUUAAAAAACCUGAAGUUAUACUGGUAUUAAAAGAUAGAUUGACAGAAGAAUUAUCCAAUCGUUGGAAUGAGUUUGUAGCAAAUUAUGAUCCAUUAGAACGGCCAGAGUUACUUAAAAGUACACCAACUUUUUUUCAAUUCGUAUCAUACUGCCUGCUAAGUUUUGUCUCUGUUAUUAGAGACUGUAGAAAAGGCUUUAGGGUAAUCAAACCUGAUGCUUUUUCAAAAUUCAAAUAUCUAGUCCAGUCUGUGCUUAAAGAAACAGAUAAAAGACAAAUUGGCCCAAAAACGUUAUGUCUAUCUGUGGUUAAAUCUUUAGAUCCAAGAAAUUUAUUAACAAAUUUAGUACAAUUUCUGUUUUAUCUUUUAUUGAAACUCCCUAUUCGACUACCCAUAGUUCUCUUUGCAGAAUGUCGUGCUUUUUGUACUUGUUUAGCUCUGAAUUACUGCCCUUAUCCCCGUACCACCGUGGGGAUAUUAUAUACAUUUAUUCCUUUAUUUUAUAAUUCUUUAAAAGAGUUUGCAUAUAUAGCUACAAUUUUGUUUAAAGCACCGAAAACCAUAAUCCAAGAUAUUCUCUUACAAGAUGAAUCAUUUGAAACUUUUACUCUAUGUGGUAGGAAAUCCGUAGCUUGGUCAGAAGCCAUCAAAACCGAAACAAUCAAAGCCGUUGCAAAACAAGCGGGAGUUUCAGAAACUGAAAUAAUGUUAUCGGCAGUAUCGAUGUGUCUUUCUAAAUAUUUUGUUCAAACCAACCAUUAUAUUCCAACCAAAUUACCAAUCACGAUUAGAAACAUCUCUUCAAACUACAUAUUUGCUACUGGGCCAAAUAUUAGGCCGGAAGACGCUGUUAGUGGAAUACUCUGUCUUAGUUUAACGAUUCCUGAUCCAAAGAAGGGUACCACAGAAAUAGAAAAUCUGUUAGAAAUAAGAAACAAAUUUAAUGCGUCGCUAGAAAACCAAGGACUGUCUCACUUGUUAACGAUGUUGCAGACGAAGUUUAGAUUUUUAAGUAAAUUUUUGCCAGCAACUCUAUUAAGUAUCUAUUUAAAAUACUUAUCGAGAAAGUAUGCAGUAAGUGUUGCUGAGAUCACCAGUAGAUAUCCUAAUGUGACACAAAGGACUAUUUGGGGACAAGAAGUUAGUAGUGUUAUUUAUCUCAGACCUCCUCAAGCAAACACAUGCAUUUCAUUAUGUUUAAAUGAAUAUUCUGAUCACGUAAAGCUUGGACUUAUGUGCGAUAGCCAGUUAGUUCCGUAUCAUACUCACUUGGUUAGGAACUUUUCCGAGAAUAUACAGAAUUUGGGAGAAGCUGUCAGGGAAGGUAUUGGCAUAGAAUGAUAAAUUAUAUAAAUAUCUUAACGGAAUCUCAUGUUUCAAAUCUAACUGUAUAUAGUUUAUAUCUAAAUGACGAUUAAAAUUUUUAUUUAUUUUUA